Saccoglossus kowalevskii is the source of this 849-nucleotide messenger RNA. Its product is annotated as ras-related protein Rab-8A-like. NCBI's taxonomy places the organism in Eukaryota, Metazoa, Hemichordata, Enteropneusta, Harrimaniidae. Gene Ontology annotation, molecular function: GTPase activity; GTP binding. The record is from RefSeq and is a predicted model, not a curated record.
AAUUUAUGCAAAUGAGGGUGUUUCCCUGACAGACGCACAGACAAAAUGGCGAAAACCUAUGAUUUUCUUUUCAAACUGCUUCUCAUAGGUGACUCUGGUGUUGGAAAAACUUGUGUACUUUUUAGAUUCUCAGAAGACGCAUUUAAUUCGACAUUUAUAUCAACAAUAGGUAUUGAUUUCAAAAUAAGGACCAUAGAAUUAGAUGGAAAGAAAAUUAAAUUACAAAUAUGGGACACAGCAGGACAGGAGAGAUUCCGUACUAUUACCACAGCCUACUACAGGGGUGCUAUGGGCAUCAUGCUUGUUUAUGACAUCACAAAUGAGAAAUCUUUUGAUAACAUCAAGAAGUGGAUCAGAAACAUUGAAGAGCAUGCAUCGGCAGAUGUGGAGAAGAUGAUACUAGGAAAUAAAUGUGACAUGGAAGACAGGAGAACAGUGACUAAGGAAAGGGGAGAACAGCUUGCAAUUGAAUAUGGUAUUAAGUUUAUGGAGACAAGUGCCAAAGCUAGUGUCAAUGUAGAGGAGGCGUUUAUUACACUAGCUAGAGAUAUCAAAGGAAAGAUGGACAAGAAAAUGGAAUCAAGCCCAAACCCCAGGAACCAAGGCGUCAAGGUCGUUGACACGCAGUCAAAGAAAUCAUCCGGUUUCUCAUGGAAAUGUAAUAUCCUGUAACUUCCAGUCCCUCUAAAUACAACCUGCUCACCCCUGUAACAUGAGUAGUUAAUGAAAAGUUCCAAAUGAAAAAUUAAAACUGGGUUUUCUCAUCUGUAAUAUAAAGACAUUCAUUUUUGGUGGGAGAAAGGGGAGGGAUAUUUUUUCUAUACAUUUAUACAAGCUGAUUUUUGGUGG